GCUAAGAGCCAACACCCACAGAGCACAAACGACACCGACAGGCCUCAAAGUUUGCAAGGGUCCAAGGAAAAACUGGAAGGUUGAUGAACCAACGACCUUUUAUUGCCAGCCCCCCUCUCAUCAGACACUGCGGUCAUUAGGACGAACUACUUUGCUUUCGGCGGAAAGUUUCGACAGCUAUAUAGAGCCCUAACCUCGCCAUCCGCUAACCCUAUUGCAUUUCGACUUCCUUUCGCCAUACUUACCACGACCAUUUGCGGAAUUCAGUUUUCGUGGGAAACUCAGCAGAAUGACCGAACGACAACAGUACCCGUGCAUUCUCAAGAGCGGACACUUACAGCUCAAGCGCUCGCCCCUUGCGCCUUCGAAGAAGUAUGUCGUUCUGUGCGCCCCUUUGACCGUGGAGGACAUGCACCUGGUGCUCUCCUCUGUUUUCAAGAUCAACCCUACCAAGGGAAUGGACGCUAAAGGCAUGUUUUGCUUGGGCCAUAUCGCUUGCGCGGCCGUUAAGGGCACCCCGUUGCUUAUCGUACUGGACUCCAAAACGGCAACCGCUUCCCCAACUUUCGUACAGUUCUCCGACAUUCAGUCGAUCUCCGACGAGACCCAGCUCCGAUCUGCCUGUAACUUUGCCAUUCACUGCAAUGUCAAGCCCUACGACUACCGCUUCAGCUGCUCUUCCUCGACGGACUAUCAGGAGUGGAACCUGGCGUUUGGUCGCGCUAUGCAGAUUCUCACGGACCGCACUAUGGGUGGGAUGGCCGACGGCGAAGGGUCGCCAUUGAACGGUUCUUUUCACUUUGAGCAGGCGCAGGCGCCGGCUCGUUACUCGUACGAAGAAGACAUCAACCGUCACUCUUCUCCUGUACCUCCCAACAACUUUGGCACCAGCCCGUCCAACGAGUGGGCAUCUUCACCGCCGUCUGUCGCUUCCUCUUCGACACAGCAGCGGAAGGCCAAGGUGCUUCCGGAUUACAUUGCUCCUCCUCCCACCAUGUCUAGGACUUAUACCCUUACUCCCUCCGCCCAAUCGCCUGACGGGUCCUCCUCUGACUCGCCUCGGGCGUGAAGAUUGAGUUUUCAUAUGAGCUUAUUCGCCUUUUCCUUGUCCAUGGCUUACUCUGCUAUAUUUGCCCACAAGAUUUGUCGCGCUGGUCGCACACUAUUACUAGCCAUAUAUUACGAUAC
Molecule: messenger RNA, 1188 nt
Organism: Fimicolochytrium jonesii
Lineage: Eukaryota; Fungi; Chytridiomycota; Chytridiomycetes; Spizellomycetales; Powellomycetaceae
Exons: 2
Coding region: 290-1069 (259 amino acids)
Source: RefSeq, a predicted model, not a curated record